Williopsis jadinii is the source of this 912-nucleotide messenger RNA. RefSeq names its product Ste3p (gene STE3). The transcript has a single exon. The annotation marks the transcript as partial. The record is from RefSeq and is a predicted model, not a curated record. Gene Ontology annotation, biological process: G protein-coupled receptor signaling pathway. NCBI's taxonomy places the organism in Eukaryota, Fungi, Ascomycota, Saccharomycetes, Phaffomycetales, Wickerhamomycetaceae. Gene Ontology annotation, molecular function: mating-type factor pheromone receptor activity. Gene Ontology annotation, cellular component: membrane.
AUGGGAUACCAAGCUGCGCUCAUAGCAAUGGCUGCUAUAGCCAUUGUGUUGUUAAUUCCACCUUUCAUAUGGCACAUAAAGGCCCUCAACAUACCACUGAUAACGUUGAUAUGCUGGCUGCUGUUAAUGGAUAUAAAGACUUUCAUCGAUGCCAUCAUAUGGGGUGGUGAGGAUUUCAAGUCACGGUACAAUGGUGUUGGUUACUGUGAUGUGAUGGUGAGAAUUCAAGUAGGUGCAAACGUUGGGAUAAGUUCAAGCAUUGCAGGGGUGAUGUUCAACUUGUAUAGGAUACUGAAAGCAGAUAGUGCACUGCCCACACUUAAGAGCUUCAAGAAAGUGGCAGUGGAUCUCUUAAUCAGUCUUCUAACACCAGUUAUUGUAAUGGGGUUGAACUACUUGGUGAUGAUCAGAAGAUUCUCGAUUCUUCAGUACUCUGGUUGUCAAGGGGUUACCUCCUUGUCAUGGGUCACAGUUGUUCUGUACUCGAUGUGGAUGGUCAUUUGGUCACUUGUCAGUGUUAUCUUUGCAGUGCUGAUUAUCUUCGUCUUCUUCAAGAAGAGGAAGGAUAUCAAGGAUAUCCUUCAAUGCACAAAUUCGGGCUUAAACCUGGUGAGAUUCUCUAGGCUUCUCAUCUUCUGCUGUAUCAUUGCCGUUGUUAUGCUGCCACUGUCCUUAUUUAUCUUUGUUGAUGGUCUAAGCAACGUUGAAAACACCUAUGAUUUUGAUAUAAUUCAUUCCCAAGCCAUUUGGGGAGUUAUCACAUUCGUGCCACUCUCUGAGCCUUACUAUAUCACCUGGAUAUACUUGGCUCUGUCCUAUGUUGUCUUCAUAUUCUUUGGCCUGGGAUCGGAUGCCAUCGACAUGUACUUGAAGGCCCUGUGUCGAAUUGGACUUGGUGGAGCCAUUGAGUAC